AGUAGCAGUAGCAGGAUGGCUGACAGAGGUGCUCCUGUGUGCCCCUCUCUCUUCUCAUUCAAGGGAAUGAGGAGCUGGCUGGACAGACUGUUACUCUGGGCUAUUUUUCUUUCUAUUGCACUUCAAAACGCUGCCGUGGAUUAUGUGAGGGAGAAAACAGGCGAAUUGCCUUCUCCAAAACUGAACUCAAGUACGAAUGUGGUCAGGAUGGGCCAAAAUGUAUCUCUGUCCUGCUCCAGCCAGAACACAUCACUGGAUAUCACCUAUUCAUUAUUUUUGGGUACGAAACACAUAGAAACCAAGAAAAGAAGAGGGGAAACCAUCAUUUUCCACCUGAAGAUCUCCAACGUCAAUGAAACAGGUCCUUACAAAUGCAAAACCAAUGUUUCCAACCUGCAGAAAUAUAGUCAGGAACUCAACUUCAUGAUCGCCAAAGAAGAUAGCUGUCCUUCUUGUCUGCUGCCAUGGCUGCUCCCAGGGUUGCUACUGGGGCUACUGGUAAUAAUCAUAGUUCUGGUUUUUUUGAUUCAACCAAAACUUAAAAAAGGAAAUGCUCAAAGAGAGAGUAAGUCCAAGGAUUCCGGAGAUGCACCCCUGCAAAGUGAGCUGUAUGCAAACGUUUGUGAAACUCAAACAGAGGCAAGACAACCCCAGGAGCUACACUAUAUCACUCCAGUCUUCAAGGAGGUAGAACCCAGAAAACAAGAAGGCUGUGUGGGCAAGCCAGCUGAUUACGUUUAUUCUGAGCUUACCUACUGAGUAUGAAGAAACUGACUGCAUCCCCGUGUAAAAGACUUUCCAGCAAGCUGGUGUGGCUGGAGAAACUGCAAAUUUACCUAGUGCUUCAAAGUUUCAGCUGAGGCUGGGCCAGGAGGAUCCUGAAUUCAAAGCCAGCUGGGACUACGAAGCAAGACCCCAUCUUAAAACACAAAACCAAAAAUAUUUAAGCUGGUCACCUAAGAUGAAUUUGUAUUUUUCACAUCUGAACAUUAUCCUUUGGCUAAUUUGGGCCUCUAAUCUUGUCAUCAAAGUAGCCAGGCUUGAUAAUAGUUAUAAAGUAUUUGGUUUUGUGGGCAUCCAUCCUUCUCACUUUCCAACACCGUUUUAAAAGGAAUUAUCUUGGGGCUGAGGAGGUGGCUGAAGAGAGGCACCUACUGCUCUGUCAAGGGACAGGAGUUUGAUUCCCAGUAUCCACAUCCCACAACUCAUAGCUUUGUUUCCAGAGGAUCCAUCGCCCUCUUCUGGCAUCUGCAGGCACUGCACUCAUGUGCACAGACACACACCUAAACACUUAAUUAAAAAUAAAUAGUCCACAGCCAUACUACCCUGAACUUGCCAGUUUCAUCUAAAAAUAAUAAAAUUUUUAAAAGUUAAA
Onychomys torridus (southern grasshopper mouse) is the source of this 1375-nucleotide messenger RNA. RefSeq names its product mast cell immunoglobulin like receptor 1 (gene Milr1). The coding region runs from base 16 to 759 and encodes 247 amino acids. The transcript is spliced from 7 exons. NCBI's taxonomy places the organism in Eukaryota, Metazoa, Chordata, Mammalia, Rodentia, Cricetidae. The record is from RefSeq and is a predicted model, not a curated record.